CCCUUUGGGUGCCGGUGUGGGGAGGGCAGGGUCCAGCCCCGGCAGCCUCCGGGGGCUCGGGCGCCGCAGCAGUGAUUGGAAUGCAACAGGGAACACGUUCUCCUGCCGGUUGUGCUCGGCUGCGCGUUGUGCACCGGCGCCAGGCGCUGGCUGCGGGGGGAUGCUACAGCCAUGACACCGCUCCCGGGUGCUCCCGGCGGCUCCGUGCAUCCCACCUUCAUCCCGGCCCGCGGCGGAGCCGCGGCCGGCUCGCUGGGGAACGCGGUGCUCGGGGCCGUGUCCCGGGAGGACGGUGCGUGGUGCCGCUGAUCCCUCCCAGCGGCUGACCAUGUUCAACGGGGAUGCGGCCGCCGGCGCAGGCAGGAGCGUGGUGCGCAGCUCCAGCAUCAGCGGCGAGAUGUACAGCAUGGAGAAGAGCGCGCGGGGCAGCGCCGACUCUGUCACUGCCGUCACCGCCAGCAAGAAGCGGCGCUCCAGCCUCGGCGCCAAGAUGGUGGCGAUCGUGGGGCUGUCCCAGUGGAGCAAGAGCACGCUGCAGCUCAACCAGACCGAGGGUGGUCCCAAAAAGCUGCGCAGCAACAUCCGGAGGAGCACGGAGACCGGCAUCGCGGUGGAGAUGAGGACCAGGAUCACCCGGCAGGGCAGCCGGGAGUCCACCGACGGCAGCACCAACAGCAACAGCUCCGAUGGCACGUUCAUUUUCCCCACGACCCGGCUGGGUGCUGAGAGCCAGUUCAGUGACUUCCUGGAUGGGCUGGGGCCGGGCCAGCUGGUGGGACGGCAGACGCUGGCCACGCCACCCAUGGGUGAUGUCCACGUUGGCAUGGCUGACCGCAACGGGCAGCUGGAGGUGGAGGUGAUCCAGGCGAGGGGACUUAUCCCAAAGAUGGGCUCCAAGUCCAUCCCUGCCACCUACGUGAAGGUUUACCUGUUGGAGAACGGCAUCUGCCUGGCCAAGAAGAAGACCAAGGUUGUGAAGAAAACCUGCGACCCGUCAUACCAGCAGCCUCUGCUCUUCGAGGAGAGCCCCCAGGGCAAAGUCCUGCAGGUGAUCGUCUGGGGUGACUACGGGCGCAUGGACCACAAGUGCUUCAUGGGGAUGGCGCAGAUCAUCCUGGAGGAGCUGGAUCUCUCCAGCGCAGUUGCGGGCUGGUACAAACUCUUCCCCACCUCCUCGCUGGCCGACUCCAGCAUCGGUCCCCUGACGCGCCGCCUCUCCCAGUCCUCCCUGGAGAGCUCCACCAGCCCCUCCUGCCCCUAGGGGCCGGUUGGUGGGAGAGGCUGGGAGGGGAAAGGAGCCCCCUGACCCACCAGAACUGUUCGUGGAUGGCUGUAAAUAUCCUGUUCCUUCCUCCCCCUUUUUUCUUUCUUUCUUUUCCACCCUCCCUCCCUGCUCUCCACAUGCUCCUCCCCGAGCACAUCCAGGAGAGGGAUGAGGGCCGAAUGCUUUGAGGCAGGGGGAAGAAGAAGCAAACCCCCCCCCCAAGAGGCGGACCAAGGGCCGCAACUGCCGCCCGAUCCCAAGACUGUUACUGCACCUCGUCCUGUUGGACAGGAUUCAAAGCGACGUGGUUCUCUCCUGCCCACCCAGCGGGAGCAUCUCGGGCCGCUCCAUCCAGCGCCGCUGGAGCAGUGCAGUGAUGGGGUUUCUUUUCCUUGGAUUCCAUUCCCUGCCUCGGAGGCAAAGCUUUUCAAAGAGGAAAAGAACCACUCGGAAAGAAAUCCAGCUCAGCACUACUUUUGUUUUCCAAGGAAUGUAGCAUCUUCUAUUAUGUAGCUUGCCACGUGCUGACACACACUCACUUCUCUGCAAUAUCCAAGAGGCUCCGGACUGACCAGAAACAUCUGCCAGUCACUUCCCGUUUGUUCGUUUUCCAACAUGAAUCCCGCAACACAAACAAGCACUUCUGUGGCCACUUUGCUUUAUUUCUAAUUGUUUCGUUCCUGGUAGCAUGUAGCCUGUGACCAGUGACAUUGCCAAAGCAAGGGAGAAGAGAAGGUGCACUCACCUCACCUGAGCGUACGCUGGUUUUCUCCUCGUGUUUCACCACUGACCAUGGUCUUGCAUGGCCAAAGCAAGACCUAAACUAUAAACUCUGUGAUGCCUCACGUGAAAAUUCGAGUCAGGAGUAGGUGACCCAAUGGAGCGGGAGUUCUGUGAUGAUGGUCGAUCGUCUGCCUCCCAGCCCCUUCCUCCUGCGAGGUCUGGAAUGCUGUCGUUGGGUCCAGGAUGUUCUCCUUGGCUCUGGGAUGCUGCCCUCGGUCCGGGAUGCUCUCCUUGGCUCUGGGAUGCUCCUCUUGGGUCCAGGAUGCCCUCCUCAACACUCGAAUUCCAAGUAGGAGCCAAGGGUUUGCCAGACCCUGGGGCAGGCCACCCCUUUCUCUAACUCUCAACUUGUUGGUACGCUACAGGGGAACAUCUCAACAGCAUCUUCUGCUGAUCUGGAAUUAGGGUGACUGAGAGGUUACGAACAACGGACUAGAUGCUUGGAACCCGGGAUCAGGAUGAGCGUUUGGGGUUCUUUCUGUUUGUAUGUUUUGUUUGUUUGUUUUUAAGCAGCAUUUUGGUUCCCUCCGAGGGACCGGUUCUUGUAGCAAAACCGAGAAUUCCGGAAGCUUUUUUUGAAGGUGCCUAAUGAAAUUUGCUGAAAAUACUCAGGGGAGACACCACUAAAAACUCUGGUUUCUUCAUAAAAUCCCUUAACGCAAGCACUGGCCUGAAGGAUCAGUUUCCAAAAGAGAAAAAAACCCAACACACCAAAAGAGGAGCAGUCCUGAGACUGGAAGAGAACAAAAGGUUAAUGGGGAAUUUCUGCCAACCCGGUGGCUCUGACCUUCAGCCUGUACCACGACUCAACCCUCAGCACAGCUGGGAUUUUUUACAGUUCUUUAUUGGCAAAGCAGAGGGUUUCCCAAUGCACAGAGCACAACAACCCCAACCCGUGGUUCUCCUGGUGACACCAGGGCCCAUGAACCAGCUCGAACCUGUUGCCACAACGGAACAAAACCAAACCUGAAGGGAAAGACUGUUGUGAUGGAGGUGAUGGAGCUGUCCCCUCUGCAAACCCAGCCUGGGGUCAGCAGAACACCACUGCUUGGUGGCUGGUUUACCCAACCCACCACAGAUUCAAGCUGCUAUCGCGGACUUUGGAUCUUUACCAAUUCGAAAUCACUGCAGACCUCUCAGGAGAGAGGAGGCUGGAUGAUGCUGAUGGGGGGGAAGGAGAGGAGUCGGCUUCAGGCUCCCAGCAGAUUCAGUCCUCAUCUGCUAGAGCAGAAAGCGCUCGGAGCAGGACAGUCGGGUGGCUGAGCUCUGAGGUACAGGACCGCAGGACGCACCAACAGCCUCGAGAGGUUUGAGGAAGCAAAUGCAGUGCCCUGGCGACUGCAAAGGGAACAAACAAAGGAUUGAACAUGACGUUCCUGCCAGAGCACGAAGCAGCUACAUGAGGUCAGCAGUGCCUGGAUGAGGCUAAACCCUCUCUGCCCCGCUGUGCUGGGUUUUGAAUAUAUGUGAGGGAAGGCAUCCUAAUAGGCAAAGCUUUCUGCUCCUUCAAGCUAACGUUACUUGCUUUUGCUUUACCAACUCUAUUUCAGUGGAAAAACCUGCCUGUGGCAGGAUAACAACCGUGUCCUGGGGAAGUGGAACAGCAGCAUGGGCAGAGCAGGGAGCUCUGCGGGCAUUUUCUGCUCACUGGUGUGGAUGCAGCAUCCCACCCCCUUCCCCUUCCAUUUGGAGCUCGCUGCCUGUGAAUCCCUCCAGCGAGCCGCAGAGCCUUAGUGCUCCUCUCAGCAAGCAACAUAGAAUCAUGGAAUGGUUUGUGUUGGAAGGGACCUUAAAGCUCAUCCAGUUCCAACCCCCUGCCUUGGGCAGGGACACCUUCCACUAGAGCAGGUUGCUCAAUACAUAAUGCUUUUCUGGAGAUAGAGAACAGAAACAGAUGAAGAGCAGCAGGAACAGCAGAAUGGGAGGUGCCUGAGGUCCAGCAACCUCAGGCUCACUGUUUCUGUACCAGCUGGAAAAAACCCGCCCUUGCUGGAACAGGCAAAAUCCAUAGGAAAGAACAUUCUGGAAAAUACGCCAGGGAACAGGGAAACCCAAAUACUUUGGCUUAUGUUGUAUCAUCAGCACACUGAGGAUGCACUGGCAGAUGACAGCACAGCUCCAUCAGAGCAACCUGGGCCCUGGCUCUUUUCCAGUGGUGUGUCCUCACUUGCUGCAACACGAUGGCUUUGUGGGAACAACAACUCCUGCUCGUGGAGAGACUGCCGAGGUGGAGCCACCGUCCCAGUGGCCUCACGUGGUUGUCACUUACUCACUACACCGGAGUCCGUCAAGACCUUUGUUUCUUCACUUCCAGCACCGUGUGUCCAGUCCCCUGGGAGCUGGAACUCGCUUUGCUGGGGAAGCACCUUCCACUUGUGUGGAAAAACUGAAACAGAAGAAGAGCUGGGAGCGAGCCACGUUCACAUCCCCACAUCAGCUCCUCCCGUUCCUCGAUCCCUGAGACCACGUGCCAGAUGUUCUCCCUCCUCGAACAACAAGCCCAGACACGCAGUCGCUUUCUACAUGGACACAGCAGAAACCCCACAAGCUGCUGGACUCCAGGUUGUUUUCUGGGGGGAUGUUUUAUUGCAAAGGGCGUUUUUUUAACGGUCUCUAUCAUUCGCAGAAGGCGGCUGCGCUGACGACGUGUGAGGCGUUAGAUUAUUUCCUCUCUUUCCUCCAUCGUGAAAGGAAAUUCAAACUAUUUGACUUUCCAGAUAUUUUCCCCUAGAAAGAGUAAUUCAGAUUAAACUGAAUCAGCUUUGCAACCUGUUUUAUACCCAGCACCAAGUGAGGAGCAGGUAGCACUCACCUGAGACAAGACCUUACCAUAGCACUGCUGACAGGAGAUGCCGGUGUCAGAAUCAAGGCACCCAACUUGAGUAACAAGGAUGGAUUUUGCCAAAACUGCCUUGAAAUGAUACUUAAACAUCCCUUAAAUGCUAGAAACAAAAAAUCACAGCCACACAGCAAAGCACAGAGAGCACUACGUGGUUUCAUGCCCAGGCCUGACUUAUUCCUGGGUUUUCUACGAGCCUGGAAUGGGCUUUAUUUGCCAAAGUUGAGUGAAAAUUUUCUAGGACAUCAGAUGGUGGGCUCGGAAAUUAGCUCCUCUUUCAUCAAUGUCAGAACACGUUGAAAGCACUGUACCACUGUACCACGGGAGGGAGAGGACGCUUAGACAUAGUUUUCCUGAAAUCCAGUGAGACCUGAACCAAUUCUUGGCCAGCAAUCAGAAAACCAACCUGGCUUUGGAAAAUGCCACAGAGUAACUGCCACAGUGGGAAGGGUUCCCACCACAACCACCUCCAGCUCUUAAAAUCUGGUCUCCAGAAGCAGUUGGAGAUGUAGCUCCUGAUUACAAAUAUGAGACCAGAAAUUCCUGCAGGCAUGGAUCAGGAUUCCCUUCGCUGGUAGGGAAUCACUGCUCAGCAUCUUACACAGCUGCUCCUGCAGCGGUGAGUCUUGGAAAGUCCAGCCUGUGUCUGCACGUGUUUGUGCAGUUUGGUGCCCAUGAAAGGAGUUAACACAGUGAAACACCGUCACUUGUUCAGGUGGGCUUGCAAAUACCCGGCAGCAGUGAGUAGAGUUUAAGGGUGUUUCCUGAUACAAGGCCAUUUAUAAAACAGCAACGGUGACGGGUUAUCAGGCAUAAAGAUUCCACCUUCCAGUUUCUUCCAGUUGACUCAGACACUUCUUCCCAGCUUGAUGUGAAAUGCUUGGACAAUGCAAGUCCAUAAACCUCCUUGAAGGAGUCCAUUUGGUUACUGACUUGGAAAACCACUGCAUUUUAAAGGUCAAGGAACAGUUUUCAGGCAUAGUGCUUGUCAAUGACUGAAUUCACAGUCUAGAUGUGCUUUGCAUCACAGACAGAAAAAGAUAUUAAGAAGUCUCCUUGCUUUCCUUUGGGUUCUUGUGCCUCCAGACAGAGCUAUAAAACUACCUUUGGUAAGAGCAAGGUUUGCAUCCCAUGAUGUGCCAAAGGCAUGAUGGCCCAUUCCAAAGUUUCUCCAGUAAAGCUGUUUCAACUGGAAGUCUUCCUCCUACUUCAUGUUCACCAGAAAACACCCCAACCCUUGACUGGUUGUUAGAGGUGCAAGAGUUAUGGUUGUGAGCUAAAAAGAAGGUUGAAAGGCUGUAGAAGAGACUUGCUGGGGGGGGAAAGAAGUGCCUGCAAUGAGCAUGGUUGGAAUUGGUGGGGUAAUGAUGUGUUAUAACAAGCUGAAGUUACCCAAAAGAGACUGGGUGACCAGAUGCGACACUCACCUCAACCGAGCUGGUCCGUAUUUGGGGAAGAUCAAGGUUUUAGAAGCAGACUUGGAAAGAGGUAAAGAGCCUCAGUGUGUGUCUCACUGUCCAAAUAACCGCCACACUGUUGAACCCCGACCCUCUGCCCCGGGCACAGCCACCAGGACACAGCACAGGAGCAUCUGGGAACCCAGGAGAAAGCAGCUCCCUGCAGCAGCUGCCACCGAGCCCCAAGAGCUGGUGCGACCGCUGUGCCUGGGUCACCGAUCAGUGCUAUACCUCAUUCUUUUGGUUGUUCUUUUGUUCUCUUCCCUCCUUUUUCUCUUUUUUUUUUUUUAAGAACCAGAGCUUAGUGCACUCGAUCACAUUCAGGUUAUUUUUUGUUGUAACUGUGCAAUGAAGAGCAAUCAUACAAGGUGUGCUUGUACCACCUGCCCCAUGCUGGCUCCUGCGAGCCCAACCUCCGCUUCAUCCAGCACUUGCACUAUUGAUUGCUGAGCUAAAGGGCAAGGGAAGCAAGAGGCCAGAGUGGGAGGGAUGAUUCCAUGGACAGCGGGUGCCCCUCUUUCAUCUCUCCCGUUACAAAGCCCGUAGAUAAAACGGCGCUCCAAAGGCUGGUUGCAGUCCUGCUCCCCUGCAGUCCUUCCCUCCCAUGAAGGGCCGGUGAGGUGACAAGCAUCUCAGAUGUGACAAGCUGAGGCCAGUGCUGCUGCUCCUGGAGGGGCACCAAGCCCUCAUGAAGCCUUUGCCUGCAGUGUGCAUGGAGAGGGACCCUCGGAAGCAGGCAGAAGGGGCAUCCCGCCAGUGGGAGCACAGUGGGAGCCGUGGAGUGACGCGUGGUGUCCGAUGGAGCAGCGCUGCCCUCCUCGUACCCGACCGCCGGGGACCUGCCGCGGACGCCUCUCGAAUGUUCGCACUUUGAAGUUGGUGGCCUUGUUUUCUUUAAAGGGCUUGAUCUUUUCAUGCAGUUAAAGCUAAAUAACCUUCCCCAUCAUGUUGUCCUAGUCCCCAGCUCGAAAUUAAGCUACGAACAAGCACCAGGAUCAUCUGAGAGAUGAUCUGGGACUCAAGAAUCUGUCAUUAAUCUCAGAAGUUUAUACCUCAGAUAGGAAACCACACAACUGACUAGUACCAACACUUGGGAAAGUGGCAGCUCCAAGUCUGAAUUGAAGUUUGUCCUUGAAUUUGAUUACUGACAGCACCAGACAAAUAACACCCCAAACCCACAGAAGCACACAGAGAAAAGCACUGAGGAAUUUUUUAGAAGCACCUGAAGCAUUCACCCAAUCAAAAUAAUCAGAAUUUGUAUUCCCAAACAAGACAAGGGAGGGAUGAUUUUAACCUUUUAACCUUACAAAUCUUUAAACACAGCCUAUACUUUUGAAACUGCAUUAGCCCCCUAAAAAGAAUGAGGGGGCAUAAACAGGUCUGAGAUUGUUAAAGGCACAAGGCAGUGAGAUGCACCCAGGACAACCAGGAGAGGCAGACACCUCUAACCACAGCCCUUCUCCAGGCAGCUGCUUCAGAGCUAAAAGGACAGGGGUGCAUCACACAGAGCGCUACAACCAAGCAAGGACACGGGGUUCUAUGCUACUUCACACCUUCCAUCCUAAAGUCCCCCCAAAGAGAGUCCUGCUGGGUUGGGAAGUCGUCAGAACUCCAUUAGCCACGAGUCAGUUGCUAUCAAGAGCUUAACCUUCAGUCUGUAGUGGAAAAGGUAGCAGACGUCUCACCGCUCAAGUGGCACGCAUCAACCUCGCGUCUUUCUGUGUGUAUCCAUCACCCAGGGGGAAAAGCAGAGUCAGGUGCAGGACAGGCACAGGACUGACACUCACCCCGGGUAGCUUCUGCUGGAAGCCAGGAUGUCACCACGUUACUGAACACCUCCGGCUGCCCUCACUGGCCCACUCAUGUUUUGUGAUAAACUUUGCUUUGAUGACAGAUUCGUUCCAUUUAACAACUCCACCUUCAAAUACCCGCCACAGAGGGGUGGACUAGGUACUAAGCCCCAGUUCCAUGUUCAAGACAAGGGGAUGGGCUUGUGAUGGAUACUUGAGAAUGGGAAUAGAUUUAAGAAGCAAAUGGCAAUUUUAUACUUGUGUUCUGUAAUGUUUUAUAUGUGCGUGGUCUUUCUUAAUGUAAAACUCUUGUAUUUUUGUGGUUUAUAUGCAGCAGGACUGAGGGCUGUGAGGGUGCACGCUAUUUUGUAGAAUAUUCUUAGCCAGUUUUCCCCAAGGAGGGAAACACUGAAGUAUUCACCUUUUCAUUGGCUUGUACCUGCAUGUACAGUAUCGGGGCAGCAAGUGAAGAUGAUUAAAGCCAGCUUGAAAACUUU
Messenger RNA from Strigops habroptila (Kakapo), 8630 nucleotides. It is a transcript of the gene RIMS3, whose product is annotated as regulating synaptic membrane exocytosis 3. The record is from RefSeq and is a predicted model, not a curated record. Gene Ontology annotation, cellular component: presynaptic membrane; cytoskeleton of presynaptic active zone. Bases 329 to 1261 code for a protein of 310 amino acids. Gene Ontology annotation, biological process: calcium ion-regulated exocytosis of neurotransmitter; regulation of synaptic plasticity; positive regulation of synaptic transmission. The transcript has 8 exons. NCBI's taxonomy places the organism in Eukaryota, Metazoa, Chordata, Aves, Psittaciformes, Psittacidae. Gene Ontology annotation, molecular function: small GTPase binding; transmembrane transporter binding.